Messenger RNA from Lactuca saligna, 339 nucleotides. The record is from the annotation of a GenBank genome assembly. NCBI's taxonomy places the organism in Eukaryota, Viridiplantae, Streptophyta, Magnoliopsida, Asterales, Asteraceae.
AUGUCAAGUUAUGGAAGAAUAAAUCAACCUGGGGGUCAUCCCGACUUCCCGUGGAAUAACUUUCCAAGGGUGUUGGCUACGAAAGUAUUGGCUCAAUGGAAUGGUAGGCUUGCAUUGCUAAAGGAGCGUAGGGUACAUGUGUCGACAGAAAUCAAUUGGAAUUGGAUUGAGGAAGUGGGUUUAUUGGAGGCCAUUGAACCCUAUCUUAUACAAUCUUAUGAUGGAAUCCAAGGGUGGUUUGUAUGUACAACUUGGAGAACACUCUUUCAUAUCCAAGAUCCGGUAUACAACAAGCUUGUUGUGGAACACUCUUUCGAAAAUCAACCGUUUUCGGCCUGA